UUGAGGUGGGCGCAGAAAUGUCGAGCUGUAUGGAAGCCGUUGCCAGAUCUUACACCAGCUACAUACGGUGAAUACGCACCACAACCUAUCGUUCGUGGAGUUUUCUAUGGAUACGAUGCGUUAGGAAACUACCGUACUUUCAACCGUCCGCGAGAUCAUGGUGUUUCCUUUUACCGCGGAACAAACACAGUGCUCGUUGAUUGGCCGGAAGGAAAGGUUUCUGGUGCUAGUACCGUUGAGGUGCCGGCAAUAGGACUUGAUGUUGUCUAUAAUGCUUACGAUAUUGGAUUCCCCAACCCGCAGAGAACUCUACGAGAGCUUACAAAGGACAACCCAGACCCACUGAAUCCUGGAACAGGCCGAAAAAGAAGUGCGAUGACAUUGCUCAGACGUACAUGA
Strongylus vulgaris is the source of this 399-nucleotide messenger RNA. The record is from the annotation of a GenBank genome assembly. NCBI's taxonomy places the organism in Eukaryota, Metazoa, Nematoda, Chromadorea, Rhabditida, Strongylidae.